This is a messenger RNA of Phyllopteryx taeniolatus (common seadragon), 6451 nucleotides long. RefSeq names its product WD repeat-containing protein 47-like. The record is from RefSeq and is a predicted model, not a curated record. The transcript has 15 exons. NCBI's taxonomy places the organism in Eukaryota, Metazoa, Chordata, Actinopteri, Syngnathiformes, Syngnathidae. Gene Ontology annotation, molecular function: protein binding. Bases 1447 to 4083 code for a protein of 878 amino acids.
GCGUUUAAAUGUACAAAACUAGAAUCGGCCCUGACGUGUCCGGGUCCCUGCAGGCUGCAAGCGGAGAAGUCGUCGGUCUCCCUCAUGCUUGCACAAAGAAGGUGGGACGCCACUGCGACGACGGCGCACCCGAUUGGACGUUUGCGGCUGCGUGCGUCCGCAUGGCAACGCGACCUGCGCGCCACAAAUAAGGCAGGAGGGGAGCUCUGCUGGCAAGUCGGGAUUGAUUGACGACACCUUCGCGGGCACAGGUCAGCACAUGGUACCGAUUCGACGAGACGUCACGUCUGUAGCGUGGAAAUGAAUGAAUGAAUGAAUGUGUUAUACUGUGCGUGCGUGUCUGAGUGAGGAGGGACUGGGCGGCGCCUGCCCGCCGCAAACGCACUGUACUAUUAAGACGUAGUGCACACCAUGUAUGUUGCGUGAAGACCCUUGACCAUUUUAUGAAGGCGUAUAUUGCUGCACUGAGUAACCCCUGGCAUGCCAGUAAAGAUGCACAUAAUGUACCUAAACGCGUCACUGAAUUGCAGAUGUUGGCGGUGAGAUAACGUCCAACCUAGUGUUGCAGCAAGCAGAACUUGAAAAGCAAAUGUACAAUAUUGAUGGUGUGAAACCCACCCAAAGCAACUGCAGCAAUAGGGAAUUCACCACAUGGGGUGCAUUGAUUGGUUAAUGAAUUGAUUACUGAACUGAUUAGUUGUCAAAAUGGCUGCUGUAAAACUGUUUGCUUCCAUGCUCUCUUUUAGACAUUAACUGGUCACAAAAUUAAGUACGUGUGACAUCUUAUGUCAUCCAAAAACAAGAACUAUUAUUUCAAACAAAAUUGCCUUGACAAAGAUGGUAAUGCUCAGAGAAAUAUUUGUUGACAUUGAGGACAUUUUUCAAUAUUUGUAUCAGUUUAUCAGUUUAUUUUUGAAAGGGGACAAUGCAAUUUCAUAAAACACAUGAAGUACACAUGGUUACAAAAGCCAGAAUUAGCCAGAAGGCUAGUUUUCAUCUGUAGUCCCCUGGCCAUGAUGUAAAAAAAGCAGUAAAAUACAUCUACAGGCUUUAUAUUAUACAUAACAGACAUAGGCAGUAUGUUUUUGACUAUACACUGUAGAGAUGUACAGUUUUGAUUCUGAUCCAAAUUAGAAAUGGUCAACCUUGGCUGUUGUGAGAGCUGGUUCCCACUCAUUUUGCAAAGGUGCUUGAAAUAUUACAAACACAACUGAGCAUAAUUUCUGUAUACAGAAUGAGUGUAAAUUUAAAUAUUUAGUGUUUUGUCUUGAGUCAAAAUAUUUGAAGACAAGCGGUGGGCUGUUGGAUAUCAUGUAGUGCAUUUUUACAAUUUCUGUACAAGUCAACACUGCAAUAAAUGUGAGUUCUCAUCUCUCGUCUCAAAAUAUAUCUCCAAAUGUGGCUGGAUUGAAGGGACCUUUAAACUGCCACUUGGAGCAGGUCACCAUGACAGCAGAGGAGAAAAUCAACAUCAAGGAGGCAGAAGUGGUCAAGCUGGUCCUCGACUUCCUCAGCUCCAGGAAGCUGCAUAUCAGCAUGUUGGCCUUGGAAAAGGAGAGCGGCAUCAUCAACGGCCUCUACUCCGAUGACAUGCUCUUCCUCAGGCAACUCAUACUGGAUGGUCAGUGGGAGGAGGUGAUGCAGUUCAUUCAGCCUUUAGAAGGGUUGGACAAGUUUGACAAGAAAAGGUUUCGCUAUAUCAUUCUGAAGCAGAAGUUUCUCGAGGCUCUUUGUGUAAAUAAUGCCAUGUCUGCAGCUGAAGACCCUCAAAAUCUGGAAUUGACCAUGCAAGAGGCUGUCAAGUGCCUGCACAAAUUGGAGGAGUCCUGCCCGUCUAAGGAGGACUACAGCAAACUGUGUCUUCUCCUCACGCUGCCUCGCCUCACCCACCACGCUGAGUUCAAGGACUGGAACCCGAGUACAGCGCGCGUCCACUGUUUCGAGGAGGCCUGCGUGAUGGUCGCCGAGUUCAUUCCAGCGGACAGGAAGCUGAGCGAGGCGGGCUUCAGAGCGAGUGGGAACCGCCUCUUUCAGCUGCUCAUCAAAGGGAUCCUUUACGAGUGCUGCGUCGAAUUCUGUCAGAGCAAAGCAACUGGAGAGGCGAUAACAGAGGGAGAGGUUUUGCUCGGCGUAGACUUGCUCUGCGGGAACGGUUGUGAUGAACUGGAUCUGUCGCUGCUGUCCUGGCUGCAGAACCUUUCUCCUGGUGCAUUUUCAUGCGCCUUCCAACAGAAGACCCUCAGUAUCCAUGUCGACCGGCUAAUGAAGCCCAGCAAGACCGGUCACGCUGACCUCCUCAUGCCUCUGAUCAAUCGCCUCUCCCCCCGCCCGGCCUCACCUUUCCGCCAGAGGCCUCACUCGGCCGACACGUACAUGUCCAGAUCCCUGAAUCCGGCUCUGGAUGGGCUGUCCCACGGCCUGGCUAUCCAGGACAAGAGAGGCAUGGAGGUCAACAUGAAAUCAGCUCUCAGUCGAAGCCUGGUGGAGAAUAAUUUUCACCAACUGGAUGAUUCCCCUGAGAAAAAGCACCCACGGUGUUUUGAAGGUCCCAAGACCACACGCACGCCUCUGACUCCUGGGAGAGAUGGUGGAACAGCAUGCACAGAAACAGUUGAGCGGCCUGACUCCACAGACCAAAUGCAGGAGUACUACAGGCAGCGUCUGCGUGUGCAGCAGCAUCUGGAGCAGAAGCAACAGCAGAGGCAGCUUUACCAGCAGAUGCUGCUUGAAGGGGGUGUGAAACCACUCGACGGAGCCCAAAACAACCUCACAGAGACCUUCCUCACUCGAUCCAUUCAGAAACUGGAGGAGAUGAAUGUUGGCAUUGACCACCACGGAGAUGAGGUUGGCCCACAUUUGGGCCAGCAGUGUAAUGGUGUGACAGAUGAGACCAGCACAUCCGACACCCAAGACCCAGGGGUAGUGCAAAGGGCGAAGCCUGGUGGUGUAAGCAGAAGCCCCUCAUUAGGACCUGGGAGCCAUUGCCUGCAACAUGUCAGUGAGUCCCCAGGUCCUGCAAGUGCUGAGAGGAUUGGCGGCUCAGUGCAAGAUGAUUCGAGCAGCCAUGUGACACGUUGCACAACACAGCAGCCAGGAAAGACCAAAACCCAGUUUGUUAAAGUGAACCAGCUUGAAGACACGCAGGCAGUACGAUCUGUGGCCUUCCAUCCCUCCGGAUCACUUUAUGCUGUUGGUUCCAACUCUAAAACUCUCAGAGUUUGCGCCUACCCUGACACCCUAACAACCAGCACUCCGGAUGCAGUCAAGCAGCCAGUGGUGCGCUUCAGAAGGAACAAACACCACAAAGGUUCCAUCUACUGUGUCGCCUGGAGUCACUGUGGACAGCUGUUGGCCACCGGCUCCAAUGACAAAUAUGUCAAAGUUCUGCCUUUCAAUGCUGACAGCUGCAAUGCGACAGGUCCUGACCUGGAGUUCAGCAUGCAUGAUGGGACCAUAAGGGACUUGGCCUUCAUGGAGGGUCCUGAGAGCGGAGGUUCCAUCCUGAUUAGUGCUGGAGCUGGAGACUGCAACAUCUACACCACUGACUGCCAGAGAGGACAGGGCCUCCAUGCCUUGAGUGGACACACUGGCCACAUUCUGACGCUAUACACAUGGGGAGGGUGGAUGAUCACGUCUGGUUCCCAGGACAAGACAGUUCGCUUCUGGGACCUGCGGGUUCCAAGUUGUGUGCGUGUGGUGGGUACAACCCUGCAUGGCUCAGGAAGUGCGGUAGUUUCGGUGGCAGUGGAUCCCAGCGGGCGCCUGCUCGCCACUGGCCAGGAGGACAGCACCUGCAUGCUGUAUGACAUCAGAGGAGGCCGCAUAGUCCAGACGUACCGCCCGCACGGCAGUGACAUUCGUUCAGUACGCUUCUCACCAGGAGCCCAUAACCUUCUGACUGGUUCCUAUGACAACAAAAUCAUCAUCAGUGACCUGCAAGGUGACCUAACAAAACCAGUCCCUCAGACGUUGGCAGGUGAACACUGGGACAAGGUGAUCCAGUGUCGAUGGCAUCCCAAAGAUCGAACCUUCCUCUCUUCCUCCGCUGAUCGGACUGUUGUCCUCUGGGCUCCCAACCCUUGAGAAAGUCGGAAGACUCACAACAAAAUCAGUAGCGAGCCUUCAAUGGAACAUCAAGUAUAUUCAAGUGUUGAAUCACAAACUUUUGCAUAUGUUCGUGUUUUUAUGUCAGUGCAUUAAGUUGUCAGCGCUGUUCCGUCAUACAAUAUCUUUGGGCUCUAUUUUCGUGACUGGCGUAAAUCUGCGUGGAGGGGUGUUAGACCAGGUUAUGGUCAUUUCGCAGACGAGCGCAAGCCGGCGUAUUUAAAAGAGGGAGGUGUGCGCCAUUGUGUGCGUGAACAAAGCCGAUUUCAAUCAUCUCCAAACAAAGCGGCUCCUCUCAUUCCCUUUAAAUGGGGUGCAUUUGAUAAGUCUGUAAUUGUAAUAAUGUGCUCAAUGAAUUGAUUUCUACGAUGAUUCAGAGGGUUUGGUGUCCACUAUUCACAUAUUUAUGAAUGGAAUACAUUUGACAUCUACAACACAUGUCUACGGAGUUCAGAAUCUGCCGGUAUGUGCCUACAAACCAAAUUCGCGUUAGACCAGCUGCUCCACGAUUAAGACGUGGUCUCAGCAAGCAUACGUUUAGACCGACUUUCUGCCACCAAAUUGUCAGUCCCUAGUGCGCAUGUCAAAGGUCACACCCUCACUGCGCCUGAAUGCUCAUCUUGGCGUAGACUAGUCUGCCAGCUUGGCAAACGCACAGCUAGCCUUGCAGUGGCAUGGAACUCAAGUUACAACAUUUGCGCUCUUCUGCAGACGUACCGUUGACGAAAAUAGAACCCUUUAUGGACAGAUAUAUGACAGGUGUAGAAAACUGGAUUCAUAGUGCUUUAUGCUUGUCAAAUCACGCAGUCAUCAAUGUCUAAAGAUAGUUUUUAUGGUGGAGAAAAGAUGAGAAAGUGGCAAAUAGAUCUGCAACAUGAAGUUGUUGUACCAUAAAAUGACAGCUUUAUGAUGUAUGUUGAUAGUACACUGGUUUGAAAUGCAGAAUACAGUUCAGAGUUCCUGUAUGUACAGCGCUUGUACAAAUUAAAAUAAUCAGUCCAUUAAUAUUUUAACCAGCACUUUAAAUCUAGACACUGUAUUUGAGGAUAGCUUGGUGAAUAUAGUUUUGCUAGAAGAACCCUAAAUUAUAAAUGUGGGACAAAAAUUAUUGGUAAAAAAAACCAAAAAAUUGCGAAAGAGUUUAAAUUAUUUUAUUUUAUUUUUAAAACACGAAGUCUUUGUCCAAUACUUGUUGGCCUAUUGUCAAAAUACAAAGGGUUUAUAAUAAUGCACUUGAAAGCUAUGGAGAGGAAUUUAUUACAUAAUGUGCCUUUUUAAAGCAUUAGAGAGAGAUUUUUGGGUUGGUGUAGUAAGUGAACCAUUUAUCUAUGCAGGGUUAUCUAUUUUUUACCAUUUACUGUACAGACUUGGACAAGUGUACGUUUUUUUUGUUGUAUCACUCACUGCACAUUUUAUAUUGUAUGUUGUGUUAGUACUGGAAAUAUGAACUGAAUGAAUAGUAAGUAAUAUUGUACAACAGAAACAGACGCUAUAACAAUUUACAUGUUGAACACAUCAAUGUCUCUGAUGUGUUUGGUUGUACACAACUAGAAUUCAUAAAUUGCACCAUUAGAAUAGUUUGAUGUGUACUAGGGGGUUUGAACUUUCUGACAAAUUUCCCACAGCACUUUUAGAAAAAGAAUAGCACAACAACUUCUCUCUUUUUUUAUAAGGUGAAGUUACAGUAUGUUGAAUUAAGAAAUAUUGUGAUGAGCGUUUCAUCACUUAUCAACUGCUCUGGACCUUUUGAAGUAAAUAUGUGACGUGAGAUCUGAAUAAUCUUCAAAUAAGUCUCUUCAAAAGAAUGGUCACCAGACAUUCUCUGACAACUAAAUAUAUCUAUCCAUCUAUGUAUUUCCUACCACUUACCCUGUUCCUGGUCACAGGUAAGCUCGGGCCCAGCUGGUACAUGGGCAAGAGAUGGCGUCACUCUUUACUCAUGCACUUUAAAUGCAGAGGUUGUGCACAUAACAGUAUAACAAUAGUUGUUCAACUUACUACUAUGCAGAACGUUUUUGGUGUGACUGACAGAAGGUAUAUCAAAAUGUUUGUCAAUUGUACUAAACUCACUUACUUGGCUUGCUCAGUGCCUCAGUUUAAUAUUACAACCUCACCUUACCUUACACCAUAAUUAUUUUGUAUUGUAUAUGUUGAAGUACCGUAUGUUUAAUCACCUUGUGUUGUUGUACAUAUUGUUUAUUCCACAUGUCUCAUCAUUGUGAUGUUGCCUCUGUGGGUCACAGUGGGAUCUUUUAUUGUUCUGACUUACCUGCCAAAGGGCCAUUAGAGUUCAAUAGAUUGAAAUAAAACAUGCCACUGGUGAUAAAUAAAAUGGGUGUUAAAACAA